CAUUUUGAAACGGCAGUGCUUUUUGUUCGUGUGGAGCGUUAGCUCGUUGCAGCGAUAAGACUGUGUUAUAGCAAAGUUUAGUUUUAAUUUGUAAGAACUUAAGCAAAAUGAGCUGGCAAGAUUAUGUUGACAAACAGUUAAUUGCAUCCAGGUGUGUUACAAAGGCUGCAAUUGCCGGUCAUGAUGGAAAUGUCUGGGCCAAGUCCGAAGGCUUCGACAUAUCAAAAGAUGAAGUUGCGAAAAUCGCGGCUGGCUAUGAAAAUGAAUCACUCCUUACAAGCGGCGGCGUGACGAUAGCGGGCACGCGGUACAUCUACCUCAGUGGCACAGACCGCAUCAUACGCGCAAAGCUCGGCAAAGUCGGCGUGCAUUGCAUGAAAACGCAGCAAGCCAUCGUAAUUUCUCUCUACGAAGAACCCAUUCAACCCCAACAAGCUGCAUCCGUAGUUGAGAAGUUAGGAGACUAUUUACUUACCUGUGGUUAUUAGAGAUCGAAGCGCGCCGUGAUCUAAGAAUACGAUAAGAUAAUAUUUUUUCCACAGGGAAAUAAGUAACUGCAUUUUGUAUAUUCUAUAAAAGUGAUAAGGAUCGUUCAUUGGUUUUGAUAUUCGAUAAAUUAUGGCGCCAUCAGUGUCUGAUGCGCUUAGUAACUGUGUGCAGAUACAAUUACUUUGCGGAUUCUGGACCCUUUUUUACACGCUCACCGCUUCCACAGAGUAAUUGUUACUGUAGUGUGGUUUAAAUUUAUAUUUUAAAAAUUUGCUUUUAUUGACCGAUGCAGUGAAGCGAUUUCAGUUUUGCUAGCGGGUCUUAAAGUAUGAUGUAUAGAGAUUUUUUUAUUUCUUUUCAAGCAUUCUGACACCUAUCAAUUUUUAUAUGUAUUCCUUUUUAUUGAUUUUUAAAUACACUAGUAUUAUAAAAAAGUGUAAGAGCCGUUCGCAAAUCGAGUUAAGUUUUUGCUUACAGAUGCUUGAUAAGAAAUCACUAUAACCACGUAAUGAAAUUACUGUAACAAUAUACAACAUAAUUAUAUAUGUAAUUACAAAUAGGCAUUUGUGUAAGGGCUUGUUAUGAAAUGAAAGACACUGUAACCCAAGUAAAAAUAUUACAUUUUUAAUGAAAAAUCUCUAGUCCCACUGGAACCAUCGUGUGAAAAGUAUAUUCAAUAAUAUAAUGAAGUGAGCGUGCGGUCUCGGGGCGGCGCGCGUCUCUCGCGAGUUUGUGCACGCCAACAAUUUUUGCUAUGCUUCUUUUUGAUUAUUCCGCAAAUAAUAUAAUCUUGUGUAGUGAAAAAUAAACAUUUGCAUUCUGUUUAAACUCUUAGCUGCAGUAACUAGAAGCGCUCAAUUAUUAUUAUUAUUACCCUGUAUCCUCCAACAAGGCUUGCAGUAAACGAAGGGUGCAUAUUGUUUAUAUUUGAUAUUACUACUAUAGCUUUGUACAUUGUUUCUGAUAAGCGAUGGGAACUGUGUCUAUCUAAUAAUAAAAUGAUUUGUAUUAUA
This is a messenger RNA of Colias croceus (clouded yellow), 1502 nucleotides long. RefSeq names its product profilin (gene chic). Gene Ontology annotation, cellular component: cell cortex. Gene Ontology annotation, molecular function: actin monomer binding. The record is from RefSeq and is a predicted model, not a curated record. The transcript is spliced from 4 exons. NCBI's taxonomy places the organism in Eukaryota, Metazoa, Arthropoda, Insecta, Lepidoptera, Pieridae. The coding region runs from base 108 to 488 and encodes 126 amino acids.